UGCACCUUGAACUCAGUAAAGUAUAACAACCUCUCUCAAACUCUCGUCAUUUGGUCUCUUUUACGUUAAUAAAACACCUUUUUUUAAACAUGCAGAACUUCCCUCAGUUACUCAGGCAGACAAACGACGCGUUGUCGUGUUUGUCGCGGUGCAGAAACUGGAGAAAAUGCGUGAGUUUGAGAUGUAAUUCCAGGUUAGCACAGGUUAGCUCUAAUGCUAAUAUGUCACCCAGUUCCCGAAGGUUCACGAGUUCUUCCGAAACAAAGCCGGUGAGGAUCGGCUGUGCUUCCGGUUUCUGGGGGGACACCGCGACCUCAGUGCCUCAGCUGGUGCACAGUGGGAAUCUGGACUUCCUGGUGUUCGACUACCUCAGUGAGAUCACAAUGUCUCUGCUCACCGCUGCCAAGACCAAGACGCCUAAUCUGGGUUACGCUCCAGACUUCGUCCACGUCGCCCUCGCUCCGUUCAUCAACGACAUCCAGAGGAAAGGUAUCCGGGUGGUGAGUAACGCUGGAGGAGUGAACCCUCUCUCCUGCGCUGAAGCCAUACAGCAAGUCAUCAGGAAGGCCGGCCUCAACCUUAAGGUCGCCGUGGUGACGGGAGACGACCUCAUGCCACAUAGGAGCAGCCUCUCUGAAGUAAAGAUGGCCGACGGCAGCAGCAGACAGAAGCUUCCUAAAACUCUCCACAGCAUGAACGCUUACCUCGGGGCCCUCCCUAUAAAGCGCUGUCUGGACCUCGGGGCUGACAUCGUGGUGACGGGUCGCUGCGUCGACAGCGCCGUGACGCUCGCACCGCUCAUGCACACCUUUGGAUGGGAGAGGAGCGAGUAUGACCUUCUGGCAGCUGGGAGUCUGGCAGGUCACCUGAUAGAGUGUGGAGCUCAGAGUACAGGAGGCGUUUUCACCGACUGGCACAAAGUCCCUGACUGGGACAUCAUGGGUUUCCCGGUGGUGGAGGUGAGCAGCGAUGGGUCCUUCCUCCUCUCUAAACCUCCUCUCACUGGAGGACUGGUUUCUUUUGGAUCGGUGGCCGAACAGCUGGUCUACGAGAUCUCAGACCCAAAGAGAUACCUGCUGCCUGACGUGAGCUGUGACUUCAGUCAGGUGAUCAUCCAGGAAGUACCAGGUGUAGAUGGAGGUGCUGUCAAGGUGACGGGGGCUAAAGGCUCCGCUCCAUCUCAGGAAUACAAGGUGUGUGCGACCUACCUGGACGGUUUCAGAGCGACAGCUGUGUGUCCGGUCGGAGGUCCGAGAGCCGCGGAGAAAGCAAGACGCACCGCAGAGAGCAUCAUCAAACGGACGAGGGGGAUGCUGCAGCAGUUAAAGAUGGAGGACUUCAGCUCCGUUAACGUUCAGAUCCUCGGAGCGGAGGACACGUACGGACCCCACGCGCAGAGCAAGGGCUGCAGGGAGGCGGUGAUCUGGAUGGCCGUUCAUCACACACAGAAGAAAGCUCUGGAGGUCUUCGCUAGAGAGGUCGCUCCUGCAGGCACCGGCAUGGCUCCAGGACUCACUGGUAUCGUUGGUGGUCGACCCAGAGUCUCUCCUGUCCUGAAGGCAUUUUUCUUCAUGCAUCCCAAAUCUGAGCUGAAGGUGGAGGUGCACGUUGAUGGACAAGAGGCGGAGUCUAUUCAGGAGGCGGAGCCACACACAUCUGAACAGGAAGUCCCGCCCCCUUCAGCUCAGGAGGAACCUGACGCAGAGCUUCCCAGCGGCCCCCACAGCUUCAGACUGGAGGAGCUGGCCUUCACGAGGAGUGGAGACAAAGGAGACUCUGCCAACAUCGGAGUGAUCGCUCGUCAUCCUCUCUUCUUCCCUUACCUGAAGAAACACCUGACUUCUUCUGUGGUGGAGGACUACUUUUCCCACCUCAUCACACCGGGGACGAAGGACGCCGUCACACGGUACACUCUUCCUGGCAUCAACGGUCUGAACUUCGUCCUGCAGAGUUCACUUGGAGGGGGAGGGGUGGCGUCUCUGCGCAGCGACCCCCAGGGCAAAGCUUACGGUCAGAUGCUGCUCGAUCUGAAGCUGAGAAAUCUGCCCGACCUCAAGUCCCUGGUGGACUGAGAGAGGAAGAAGAGGGUGAGGAGGAAGAGGAUGAUGAAGAGGAGGAGAGGACAUUAAAAACAGCAGAGGACUCUCGAGACAUUUCACCUCCACAGAAACCCAGAAUGAGCAUUAACUAUAACUUCAUUCAUUUUUGGAGCAAAAGAACCGAAACACUCUGUAAUUAAACAUGUGUUAUUAUAGAGGUCCAACCUUAAGUGCACUUAAUGAUUAUUUGAUUGAGAGAAAUGUAGUUUUUUAAUUAAGAAAAUGCAGUUUAGAGAAA
Molecule: messenger RNA, 2337 nt
Organism: Trematomus bernacchii (emerald rockcod)
Lineage: Eukaryota; Metazoa; Chordata; Actinopteri; Perciformes; Nototheniidae
Gene: lratb.1
Product: lecithin retinol acyltransferase b, tandem duplicate 1
Exons: 20
Coding region: 90-2072 (660 amino acids)
Source: RefSeq, a predicted model, not a curated record